Molecule: messenger RNA, 4322 nt
Organism: Aedes albopictus (Asian tiger mosquito)
Lineage: Eukaryota; Metazoa; Arthropoda; Insecta; Diptera; Culicidae
Exons: 2
Coding region: 153-4181 (1342 amino acids)
Biological process (GO): DNA integration
Molecular function (GO): zinc ion binding; nucleic acid binding
Source: RefSeq, a predicted model, not a curated record
AGUAGCGGCUGUACAGCGGAAGCUAGCUACCACGAUAGCUAGGGAAAACUUAUCUGGAAAAACGAAAACCAGUUGGUAAGAAUCGCAAAAGCAUAUGUAUAAUUCACAGUUAUUGUCAUUGGAACUGUAUUUUAGGAAAAAUCUGAUUCGUUAUGGAGAAAUGGGAGAUUCAACCCUUCAAGUUCAAGACGUUUCCCCGCAACACGAUUCGUAAUGAAUGGGUUAAAUAUAAGCGCAACUUCGAUUACAUAGUUGCAGCUACGGGAGAGACGGACAAAACACGCAUCAAAAAUCUUUUUCUCGCUAGAGCUGGACCGGACCUCCAGGAAGUGUUCACUUCCAUUCCUGGGGCGGAUGUGGUCGAGGAUAAGGAGAACGGUGUCGAUCCGUAUGCGGUCGCAAUACAAAAACUUGACACUUACUUCUCGCCCAAGCAGCACGAAACGUUCGAGCGGAACGUUUUCUGGACGGUCAAGCCAAACCAAGGGGAAACAUUGGAGAAGUUCAUGCUGCGUUGCCAGGACCAAGCCAAUAAGUGCAACUUUGGAAGCACAGCCGAAGAAAGCAAGGCAAUAAGCGUGAUUGAUAAGGUCAUCUUAUUUGCCCCGAGUGAUCUGAAAGAGCAACUCUUGCAAAAAGAUUCUCUCAACAUCGAUGAGGUUGCCAGAAUCGUUACUUCAUAUGAGUCGGUAAAACACCAAGCACAAUUGAUGAGUCUGUCGUCGUUGUCGUCGUCUGGGUACGCAGAAUCUGUAAGCAACGAUGUUAAUGAGAGAAGCAUCAACAAGAUUCGGAACAUCCCGGUCAAAGAAUGUACAAGAUGUGGAAAGCGAGAUCAUUUUUCGAAUGAUGCAAAUUGUCCGGCACGCGGGAAAGAGUGCAUUAAGUGCAAAAGGAUUGGUCAUUUUGCUUCACGCUGUCGAACGCCUGCAGGGAAACGGAAGUACUCCGACGAACCGCGCCCUGGUCCGAGCAAGGAUUUCAAGCGGCACCGUAUAAACGAGAUAGGAACGGACGAAGAAAGAAAGGAUCGCGAUCGCAGCUUCAUAUUCAGCAUCAACGAUGGAGGAGAACUUCUAUGGCUUAAGCUAGGUGGGGUUACACUGCAACUUUUAAUCGAUUCCGGGUGUAAGAAAAACAUUAUCAACGAGAAAGCGUGGGAAUAUUUGAAGAAUAAUGGGGUCAGAGUACGGAAUCAAGAAAAGCAUUGCAGUGAGGUGUUUCUGCCAUAUGGGAAGGAUGCCAGUCCGUUGUCUGUCCUGGGAAAAUUCGAAGCGAGCAUCUCCGUGGAAGAUAAUGGGAAAAUCAUCGAACAGGAUGCAACGUUCUACGUCGUGGUCGGAGGUCAGCAAAGCUUGCUUGGUCGCACUACAGCCAUCAGUCUGGGUGUCCUUGUACUUGGAUUGCCGAGUACACAUGGAAUCAAUGUGGUGAACUCCUUACCCAAACGUCCAUUUCCCAAGAUAAAAGGUGUCCAGGUGGAUAUCCCGAUUGAUAAAAGUGUUGUUCCGGUUUGUCAACACCCCCGCCGUCCACCAAUCGCACUUUUGUCAAAAAUAGAGGAUAAAUUGACUUCCUUGCUUAACAGUGACAUCAUCGAGCCAGUUGAAGGUGGAUGUCAGUGGGUUUCACCAUUAGUGACGGUAGUCAAAGAUAACGGAGACCUUCGACUUUGUGUCGACAUGCGUCGGGCCAAUGCCGCAAUUUUGCGUGAGCGUCAUAUUAUGCCCACCAUAGAAGACUUUUUGCCACGAUUCAAGUCUGCAAAAUACUUUAGCCGUUUGGAUAUUAAGGAGGCCUUUCACCAGGUGGAACUAAAAGAGGAAAGUCGUUACAUAACAACUUUCAUAACCCACAAGGGUCUCUUCCGGUAUAAGCGGUUAAUGUAUGGGAUCGUUAUCGCUCCCGAAUUAUUCCAACGCCUUAUGGAACAGAUAUUAAGCCGAUGCGAGAAUACCGUAAGCUUUAUUGACGACAUCCUUAUCUUCGGCAGUAACGAGGAAGAGCACGAUUCGGCUCUGAAAUCGGUACUUUCUGUCAUGAACGAGCACGGAAUUCUCCUUAACCAGGAGAAGUGUUUGUUUAAAGUGAGUAGCUUGGACUUCCUCGGACACACAAUCUCAUCGGACGGUAUCAAACCUUCGAAUAGCAAAAUCAACGCGCUACAACAAUUCCGUCCACCAAUCACUGCUGAAGAGGUCCGAAGUUUCCUAGGGCUGGUGACGUAUGUCGGCCGGUUUCUCCCAAACCUUGCGACCAUUACUGCUCCACUUCGCGAAUUAACUCAUUCCGGCGUUAAGUUCUUUUGGGGCAAGGAGCAAGAAGAAUCGUUCGCGAAGCUCAAGGACAUGAUUGGUAAUGUUCAGCAGUUGUACUUUUUCGACAACAACCUCCGAACACGUUUAGUGGCAGACGCAUCGCCAGUAGCACUUGGGGCUGUGCUUAUUCAAUUCAAAGGUCCAACCGAUGAACAGCCUCGUCCGAUCGCAUACGCCAGCAAAAGCUUAACGGCCACAGAGCGCAGAUACUGCCAGACUGAAAAAGAAGCGUUGGCUUUGGUGUGGUCGGUUGAGCGAUUUGCAAUUUACCUGUACGGAAGGACUUUCGAACUGGAAACGGACCAUAAACCACUGGAGGCUAUUUUUCAGCCAACAUCUCGUCCUUGUGCUAGGGUUGAACGGUGGGUGUUACGCCUACAAUCAUUUUCUUUCGUGGUGAAAUAUUGCAAGGGAUCAACCAACAUUGCCGAUCCACUAUCCCGCCUGGCUGAAAACCCGUCGUCUGAGACCUUCGAUGGUGAAAGCAAAUUUAUGGUUUUGGCGGUUAUGGAGUCGGCUGCCAUUGACAUAGAAGAGCUUGAGGAUGCAACCAACACUGAUGGAGUGCUGGACACCGUUAAAAGAUGCCUGCGAUCUGGAUGCUGGGAUAAGGAAGAAAUCAAGCCGUUUUUGCCAUUCAAAAAUGAACUGGGGUUCGUUGGCGAAUUACUCGUUCGCGGAAACAAGCUCGUUGUACCGGAAAGAUUGAGAGACAGGAUGCUGGAUAUUGCUCAUGAAGGACACCCGGGUGAGUCCUUAAUGAAGCGACGUCUGCGUGAUCGUGUUUGGUGGCCGGGCAUGGACAAUGAUGCGGUGGCUCGCGUAAAAUCCUGUGAGGGCUGUCGUUUGGUCGGAUUACCAAGCAGACCUGAGCCGAUGAGUCGCCGUCCUUUACCGCUUGGACCAUGGAUCGACACCGCGAUUGACUUUCUUGGUCCUUUGCCAUGUGGUUCGUAUUUAUUAGUGAUCAUCGACUACUAUAGUCGGUAUAAAGAGGUGGAAAUAAUGUCAAAAAUAACGGCCAAAGAUACAAUCAGCAGACUGGACAGGAUUUUCACUCGCUUGGGCUACCCCCGGACUAUAACACUGGAUAAUGCCAAACAAUUUGUUAGCACGGAAUUGGAGACAUACAGCAAACUGCACGGCAUAACUUUGAACCACUCGACGCCGUACUGGCCCCAAGAAAACGGCCUUGUCGAACGACAAAACAGAUCCCUCAUAAAACGUCUUCAGAUAAGCGCUGCCUUGGGUAGAGAUUGGAAGCAAGACCUACAUGAUUAUCUCGUUAUGUAUUAUACCACGCCUCACUCGACUACUGGCAAAACACCCUCCGAGCUUAUGUACGGGCACACGAUUCGGUCAAAGUUGCCAGCGAUCGAGGACGUUGAGACAGCUCCACAACUUACAGAUUUCCGAGACAGAGAUCAACAACUGAAGGAAAAGGGGAAACAGGCAGAGGAUACCCGUCGUCGAGCUAGACGAUCCUCAAUCGGUUCUGGAGAUACUGUACUGAUGCAGAAUUUGUUACCAGCUAAUAAGCUGUCUACGACGUUCAACCCUAAGCCAUUCACGGUGGUUUCGCAGUCCGGUCCACGUGUAACGGUAGAGGACCCUGGAAACGGAAAGUCAUAUGCCAGAAAUGUUGCCCAUCUCAAAAAAGUUAUCGAACCCGAGGAUGAACCAAACGAAGUAACUCAUGACAGCCGUCAGAAUCAGGUUCAGUUGGAAUCAUCAUCAGAAGAGGAUUUCUUGGGAUUUGAGUCAGAGCCAGAAGAAACAGUUUCAUCGCCAGGGCCGUUCGUACAAAGUCGUCAGCGCAGAUCAGUGAAGAAACCAACUCGUUUUAAUGAUUACUAUUUGUAAGCUUUCUAAAAUUAAACCAAGGGAGAUGUGGUGCCGAGUGCGGCCCUGAUUAUCAAUUUAAUGUAAACACUGGAGUACGGGACUGGAAGAGAAGUGGGCAUUGGAAUGACAGCAUCGGUGUAGAAAAGGAGUGCAAAAUAA